CAUUAUCUAUCUCUCCCAUCUCUCCCUUUCUCCAUCUCUCCCCCUCUAUCCUCCCACCCCUCUUUCUCUCUCAAGCUCUCAAAGACCUAACUGGGCAGCCCGCUGGGGGCCACCAAGGGGCUGGGGCUCGAGGAAGUGGGCGUGGCCGGAGCCAAGGGGCGGGGCCGUGGCGAGACGGGGCGGGGUCGGCCGAGUGAUGGCCCGGGCUGUCGCCGCAGCCGCCGCCGCCGCAGCCCCUUCUGUGACAGGAACCGAAGUCGCCGUUGCCACCGCCCCCCCCCGGGUCGCCGGCCCCCUAGGGUCUAGCUCGGGCGGUACUUGCAGCCAUGGAGGACUUCAUCGUGAUUUCAGACGACAGCGGUUCAGAGAGCUCGGGGGUUACCCGCUCGGGCCGGACACGAAGACUCCGCCGGGCCCUGUCGCGGACCCCCGGCGCAUUGCCCCGACGGACCGUGGACUUCAUUGACUUAACUAGAGAAACCAGACCAAGAGCGAAGGAUCGCAAUGGGCUCUGUGUGAUUGACCUGACAAGAAGUGAGGAAGAAAAUAGACCUAUUGACACUCUUGAUUUGACGUUAGAAUCUGUUGUGCCCUCUCAGAAGGAACCAGCCAGUCUUCAGACAUGUGCCAGCUUGUCUAGCAAAGAGGUAACAGAAGCUCGAGGGAAUAGAAGCUCUUGGCCUGUGACACAAAGAAUCAUUAACAGUGUUCCUGUGGAUUUGGAGCUGUUGGAAGAAACUUCUUUUGAAAAUCUUCAACCCCUUGCAUCCAUCAGCCAGGACUCUGUUUAUCCAGAAGAGCCAAAUUGUAGCUCAGCUACGUUCCUAAAUGACCUCAGCUUCUUGCCAAGCACACAGCUAUCUUCAGAUGUUAGCUUCUUCCUCCCCACAAGCAAUAAUAGUAAUAGCAAUCAGAGGGCACCCUUGUCAUGCCCACGGCAAGGUGAGCCUUGCCCACCACAAACUUUGCCAUGCUCACUGCGAGGCUUUCCAUCCCCACGAAGAGCCUCACCAUGUCCUCCACGAGCCGCCUCAUGCCCACCGCGAGCCUUGUCAUGCCCAUCACAAACCACUCAGUGCCAGCUACCAGCUUUGCCUCGCCCAUCUCAAGAAGUGCCAUGCCCUCCUCAAGAUGUACCAUGCACUCAGCAGAAUAUUCCAGUCCUAUCUCGAGAUUCAUCAUGGCAUCCUCACAGCUCACUGAGCCCACCUCAAGGCUCCCUGGGCCUACCUCAGGAUAUACCAGGCCCACCUCAAAACCUGUUGUAUCCACAAGAUGUGGCAUACCAGCAAAACAUAAAGCCACUGCAAGACAUGUCACAGUCACUGGAAAAUAUACCACAGUUACCUGGCAACAUAAUACAGUCACCAGACAAUACAUCACAGUCACCCAGAGGUGCGCUGCUUUUGCCAGAUGUAUUACAUUCACCUGAAAACAUGGUGCGCUCAUCAAGAGACAUGCCAUGUUCACAAGGAGACUUGCCUCCCUUGCCACAAGACAGACCUAACUCUCCCGAGAAUGAUGUACAGAAUUGUGACAGUCCUAUGGAUAUCUCAACUCCAUCCUCUACAAGUUGUUCCCCAGACUCACCAUCUCCACAAUCUGAAACUUCCUUAGAGAAGGUUCCUUGGCUUUCUGUCACAGAAACAUCUGCCAGGAAAGAGAUGUCAUUGUCAGAGCCUGCCUGUGCCAAGUCUGUCCGGGUACAAGCACAAACACUGCAAGGCGGGCUGUACAACAGGCCCUGCCUGCAUAGAAUGAAGUACUUCUUGAGACCUCCAGUACAUCACCUCUUCUUCCAGACACUAAUCCCAGAUAAAGAUGCACGAGAGAGUAAGGCUCAAAAACUAGAACCCAUACCUCAUCGAAGACUACGAAUGGUGACAAACACUAUUGAAGAAAACUUUCCUCUGGGGACUGUGCAGUUUCUGAUGGACUUUGUGUCACCCCAGCAUUACCCACCUAGAGAAAUUGUGGCUCACAUCAUCCAGAAAAUCCUGCUCAGUGACUCUGAGACAGUGGAUGUCCUCAAGGAUGCCUACAUGCUUCUCAUGAAAAUUCAACAGCUACAUCCAGCCAAUGCCAAGACAGUGGAGUGGGACUGGAAGCUGCUUACCUAUGUCAUGGAAGAAGAGGGUCAGAUUCUGCCUGGGCGAAUCCUUUUUCUGCGUUACGUAGUACAGACCCUGGAAGAUGACUUCCAGCACACACUGAGGAGACAGCGGCACCACCUGCAGCAGUCCAUUGCCAACACUGUGCUGUCCUGUGACAAGCAGCCCCACAAUGUCAGAGAUGUUAUCAAGUGGCUGGUCAAAGCAGUAACUGAAGAUGGGUUAACUCAGUACCCAAGUGGGAGCCAAACCUCUUCAGGAAGAGGAGUUUUGAAAACCAGCAGUGGCCAACCCCCUCCCCAGCCUAACCUGACCAAGAACACUAAUCAGCUGAUUGUGUGCCAGCUUCAGAGGAUGCUGUCCAUAGCUGUGGAGGUGGACAGGACUCCUACCUGCAGCUCCAAUAAAAUCGCUGAGAUGAUGUUUGGAUUUGUUUUGGACAUUCCUCUAAGGAGUCAAAGAGAGAUGUUCUUCACCACCAUGGAGAGCCACCUGCUGCGCUGCAAGGUGUUGGAAAUCAUAUUCCUCCACAGCUGCCAGACGCCCACCCGCCUGCCCCUGUGUCUGGCCCAAGCACUCUAUUUUCUGAAUAAUUCCACAUCACUGCUCAAGUGCCAGUCAGAUAAAACCCAGUGGCAGACUUGGGAUGAACUGGUUGAGCAUCUGCAGUUUCUGUUGUCCAGUUACCAACAUGUUCUAAGAGAACACCUACGCAGUUCAGUGAUUGAUCGAAAAGACUUAAUCAUCAAAAGAAUUAAGCCCAAGCCCCAGCAAGGGGAUGACAUCUCCGUGUCGGACGUGGAGAAGCACAUCGAGGCCUUCCGCAACCGCCUCAUCCAAAUGCUCGGGGAGCCUCUUGUGCCCCAGCUCCAAAACAAAGUGCACUUGCUGAAGCUCCUGCUCUUCUAUGCUGCAGACUUGAACCCCGACGCGGAGUCGACCUCAAAGCACUAACUAGCACAGCCCCCAGGGUCUCCUUCGCACUGAGCACCGAGAAUACCUCCAUGAACUGCUGCCAUCCACUUAGAAGCUCUCAAAGUAUGUACAGUAGUGAAAUUCUCACAGGACCAAGCCUAUCUUAUUUAUCUGUAGGACAUAAAGCUAAGUCUUCAGUAUGUAUCUUUGUAAUAAUUCUAUCCUAGCCUGUUCCAAAGAUGGCUUAAAUCUACAACGUGUAUAUAUUUUUAAUAAAUUAUUUAUCUAUA
Messenger RNA from Cavia porcellus (domestic guinea pig), 3316 nucleotides. It is a transcript of the gene Simc1, whose product is annotated as SUMO interacting motifs containing 1. The coding region runs from base 327 to 3065 and encodes 912 amino acids. The record is from RefSeq and is a predicted model, not a curated record. The transcript is spliced from 10 exons. Lineage: Eukaryota; Metazoa; Chordata; Mammalia; Rodentia; Caviidae. Gene Ontology annotation, molecular function: SUMO polymer binding.